Schistosoma haematobium is the source of this 2642-nucleotide messenger RNA. RefSeq lists its product as uncharacterized. The transcript has 2 exons. The record is from RefSeq and is a predicted model, not a curated record. NCBI's taxonomy places the organism in Eukaryota, Metazoa, Platyhelminthes, Trematoda, Strigeidida, Schistosomatidae. The coding region runs from base 196 to 810 and encodes 204 amino acids.
UGGUCAGUCAUUUGUUAAUGAUAACCGUAUUGAUAUAUUCGUAAAUUGAUAUAAUUCACAUAUUUUUGGGAUAUAGAUGAUUUUAAUAAUAAAAAUUAAUAAUCCGCAAUGAUUUACAUUAUUUAAUAAUAAUUUUUAAUAAUAAGUUAAUCAAAUGUGAUUACUAACAUAAGUGAAGUAUUACAGAAAGAUGAAAUGAUAUCAAAAGAAAGGAAAAAAGUUCGUCGAAUCGGUGUUAUAUCUAAACCUGAUAAUUUAGAUUAUCAGUUGGUUAAAGGAAAUAAUGAUCAUGAUAAAAAAUAUUCAGUAGAUAGUCAACAGAAAUUUCCAUUUAAUUUAUCUCGAAUAAGAAGUCCAUCAAUAAUAUAUGCUUUCAUUAAACGUAAACAUUCACAACCAACUGAUACUAAAGAUAUCUCAUCUAAUUACACAAGAAAGCAUUCAGUGCCUAUUUCAUUUAUCAGAGAAAGACUAUCUUCUUCACAGUCACCUGAUCAAUGUAAUUUACGUUUAAGUAAUAUAGAUGAAAAAUUAACUAGUCACCCUUCUGACAUAUUUGACAAUGAACAAGUAGAUGAGGUGAUUGGAAGAGAAACACGAAGUACUUCUCUUCAACGUGUAUCAUUUGCAACACAACAUUUGGAAAUAAAUUUACCAGAUGAUGAAAAUAUUAUAUCAGAAGAUGAAAAUCAUAUAUCUAAUACCAAAGAAGAAUAUUGUAAAGAUAAUGUAGCCAAUGCUUUGGAAAAUUAUAAAGAGAGCAAAUGUAGUACUUCUAAAAGAUAUCCCCGUUAUUCAUUGCCAGUCUGAAAUUGAUCAGUCUCAUGUUGGCAUAUAUGCAUCCUGUGUGGAUUGCCUCGGUAUAGCUUUAAGUCACAAGCUUUUUAAGCAACGAUGACGAGUCUCAAAUAGGACGAAACGCACGUCCUGGAUUCCACUGUUAGCCAUUAUUUAUCUUUGCUUACAUCAAGUUUUGUCUAGUCUCGUUUCGAUGAAGUACGUAAGCAUAAAUGAUUAAGAUUUGGAAUUGUUAUUAAAUAACGAUUACUCUUUUCAGUAGUUAUUUUUAAAAUAAAUAUUGUAUGGUGUAUAGUGUAUGUAACUUGAUAAUUUCUAAAUUCAAUUUUCAUGAAAUAUUUUACCAUAAUUUGAUCCGUCUAACUGAUUGCUAUAAAUGCAUAAUCCAAAUUUUAUUAUUAUUGUGACAUUGUCUAUUUAAGAUGAAGUAAGUAGACAAGAUAAAGAUUAGUUCUUCUAUAAACAAAUAGUUUUAUUGACGUAUACAUUUUCAGUAGUAUAUCAACACACAUAGGUUUUGAUGAGUAUAUUAAGCAAAGCUGAUGGGUUUAAUUAUAUAUGUUAGUAGAGUCAUAAGUUAUUAGAUAGUCAAAGUAGAAUAGAAAAGUGUACAAUCUAGUUUCGAUUUCCUCAAAACGUCUUUUCUAAUUAUACUUUUGAAUUUAUUUUGUAAAAACAGUUACUUAAUCAACAUAGUUACCGUAUAAAUGUAUCAUUGUAUUAGUAUCCUUUUUUUAAAUCAGAUUAUGUGAUCAGCACUUCACUAAAUCCUAAUAUGUUUUUGAUUAUAUUCAGUGAAACUUCCUAUUCAAUCGGUUGUAAUAAAAGAGGGAAUUAUUCUUUAUUGUCUAUCAGUCAUUAGCGACAUAGAAUCUGAUACAUAUGAGCAUCAGUCUAGGGCGCCACAUGAAGAUGCCAGAGAAGUACAAGUAGCAACAGUAUCAUUGGCAAUAUGUAGGUUUAGGCAUAGAAAAUCCGAAUCUAGAAAAAAAAUAUGGAUUAGUGAAUUUAAAAAAUCAUUAAGGCAAUUUAGAAACUUAAGAUCAGAGAAAAGACAAAUAAUGAGUGGUUAUGAGCCACGUCAACAAAGUCUCUAACUGUUGAUCACGACGAUCACGUUGAACGUAACCACAUAGUUCACACCUACCUACACUACUCAAAAACAGCCAUAUAUUUCCAUACUUCUAUUCAUUUAAAGUAAGGGAAUAUUUUUAAAUGAUUUAAACAUAUUCCUUUAAUAACAAGAUUUGUUUCUUGAGUCGUAAAACAUGUUAUACUAGGCUUGAAGUAUUUGACUUGUGCUCAUAUCAGUAAUAUCGACCGAAACUUAUGUUUGAAAGUUGAGGCUGUGUUUUAUCAGGCACUAGAUUGAUGACCCAGAGUAGAUUGUUAAUCUUCUUCAAUAAUCUAUCCUAAUUAAUCGACAUGUUUUACAAAUAUUUUUAAUUUUUUGAACCUUCUUCUACUUAAUCACAACACUUUGGGGCGACUACAUCGAUUAAAUUGGUUAACCUCAAAAAUUGACGAAACGUAUUUUUAAGUUUAUUACUUAUUUUGGUGAUAACCAAUUAUUGUGGAGCCAAUCCCUGUCGAGUAUAGACAGGUAUCUACCCCAGUACAAUCAAAGAUGGUCACGCAAUUUCGUGGAUUGGUUGAGGUUAGAAAUUAACACCGUUAGAUGCCGGCUUAGUGUUCUAGAGAUUAAGCGUUCGCGCGCAAGAUUGGAGGCCCUGGGUUAGAAUCCCGCGAGUGGUAUCGUGGAUGCGCACUGUUGAGGAGUCCCAAUAUAGGACGAAAUGGCUGUCCAGUGCUUCCAGGUUUCCAAUGGUGGUUUAACAUCAAUC